UGUUGGGGCUACACGGGACCGGACACUAACACCGACAGCGACAUGGCUCCUUUCAUCGAGAGUCGAGUUCCUUAUGGAGUUGAAGUGGGCACAAUGCUGAUUUUUGGUCCGAUGUUCCGCGAGUUCUCCUGCGUCGCAGGCACAGAGUGCAAGAUCUUAGUCGAAGGAACUGGGUUGUCGUUGGACAAGAACCGGCUGUUUUUGAUAACUGGUGGUAGUUGUACGGUCGUCGUAAACUUCCUCUACGAAUAUCACAUUCUGAAGACGGCGGCGGUUACAUCUGUGCCGGUGUUGGAAGACACUACGGAACAAACACCGGAAACCGCGUACAUGCAUCCAACUUUUAAAACCGAUGCGGAUUUACCCUACACAGAGACGUUUUUGACUGGUAUCGACUCGACGCCCUAUGAUUUGGAGAAGCUGAACAUUACGCGAGUAGCGAACUACCAGAGGAGCACGAUUAUGGUUGGGCCUGUAGCAGUGACGCCAGGAGUACCAAUGAUUUCGACUUUGAACGAGUACACCAUGACGGCUGUGGACGUCAGAGGCAGUGAUCGGUUUGAGCUAUGCUACUUAGCCGACCCCUCGACCAGUUUGAACGCUGUGAAUUUCGGCUUCAUGCGGAUCAUCGGACCACGACCAGCAGCCAGGCCGUUCACGUGCUACCUUGGUUCGCCUUGCAUUCUCGGUGUAAACGGUGUCAAGCUGAAACGCGGAGUGAAUGUGUUGCAGAUCAACCGCAAGCCACAGUGUCAAGAGGAUUCUAAGCUGACGAUGGACACGAAAGCCUUCACAAAUCCAACUCCUAGUGGCUUUGACGUAGGCAAAGCCAUACGGGAAGGCUACCUAGAGUCCUGGAACGACGCUGAGUUCUACUUCCGCGAUAACGACCCACUGUUGGCAAGUAUCUUGGAACAACAACAGAAGGCAAGCUUGCUCGCUGGUACAACUACAUCCUCUGCUUCUGGUGCCUCGUCGAAUAAGUCCUCAACAUCCGCGAAUCCGAAAGACUCAACUGAGAUCCACUAUCACCACUUCGGCGUGCUGCUUGGAACGAGUGCUGACUAUGUGGGUGAGUACUUUGUGUGUUGGCGUGACAGUCCAGGAGUCGAAUACACGAUGAUGGGGACGUUGAAUUUGGUCGCUCCAACCUUAGUCAACAAAGCAUCCAAAUUCGACUGCGUCUUAGGACGUGAGUGCAAAACCGAGAUGGACUUGCAGGGUUUCGAUCAGAAAAACGCCAGUGAAUUCCGAUGGGCAUUCCCUAGAAUGCAACUGGUCGCAGGGGGUGCUCUCACAACAUCAACAGGUAGUUCUGCUACUUACGUCGAUCGCGACCAAUGCUACACGCCUGAUGUGACAGCGAGUGAUUUGGGUGCGAAGGGGCUGGAGGAAGCGAGCAGUGCAGGUGGAUCUACUGGCGCAGCUUCUACAGCUCUAUCCACCACGAAUUACCCCAUCGAAAUCGACUACGUGAAGCCGAAUUAUUUCGAAGGUUUGAGCGAGUUUCUGCCCUUCAUUUGGCCGCAAGGAGAUACUGCAACGACCGUGGUUCCUGUCGAAUUUGGCAUACCACGAAACGCCAGACCAGGUCGUUAUCUGCUUUGCUGGAGUCGUAGGGGUCGAGGUCAUAGGGUCCGCAUUGCUGAGAUCCACGUUCGAGGACCCGAAUUUCAGACAUCAGAGUGCGUUUUGGGUGUGCCUUGUGG
This is a messenger RNA of Amoebophrya sp. A25, 1709 nucleotides long. The record is from the annotation of a GenBank genome assembly. Lineage: Eukaryota; Dinophyceae; Syndiniales; Amoebophryaceae.